AUGCCCUACGAAGUGUCACUUGUUAGCCUCAGCAUCAGCGUUACACGAGUAUUAGUUGAGGGACUAGAGACCAUUCCAGCUGCAGCGACUACAACCACCCCGGACGCUACUGGGAAUGGCGGCAGCGUUGGCGGUGUUGUGGGCAUUGGCGGCGCAGCGGGUGCGGUGGGUGGGAGCGUUGGCGGUGAUAAUAACACCGAAUCGGAUCCCUAUGCCGGCUUAAUGAAGGACGCAGAUAAAUUGAAACUGAUGUUGCUAGCCUGGAAUUACCAAAACUCAAAUGCGGUACGCAACGGCACAGAGGGACCCGAUUUGGGUGUGGUUGGUGGUUUGUGGGCACAAUACCAGAAUGCGUUGGCACAAACUGCUGCAGCCAAUAACAAAAUGGAUACAUCGUUAUCGCCAGUACCGCGCACAGAUGCCACUUCGCCAAUGGAGGCGCAGGAUGAGACAAAUUCUUCGGGACAGAAGGAAGAGGAUGAGGGCUCUGAAGAUGAUUCGGAUGAUAAGUUGGACGAGAAGUUGGCCACACAUGAUCCCGAGCGGCUAAAGGCGUUCAAUAUGUUCGUGCGCUUGUUUGUGGAUGAGAAUCUCGAUCGCAUUGUUCCCAUUUCUAAGCAACCAAAAGAGAAAAUUCAAGCAAUCAUAGACUCGUGCGCCAGACAAUUUCCCGAAUUUAGCGAUCGCUCACGCAAACGUAUACGAACGUAUCUGAAGUCGUGUCGUCGUAACAAGAAGACACGCGACGGCUGGGAUAAUACGACCCGUCCGACACCCGCGCACUUGACGUCCGUACAGGCUGAGCAGAUACUAGCAAUCGCUUGCGAGAAUGAGUCCAUGAAUGCCAAACGUAUGCGCAUCGGCCUGGAGCCCAUCACACAUGCCAUACCGGCGCCUGGUUCAGCCGUCGCCGCAGCUGCAGCGGCAGCGGCAGCAGCAGCCGCGGCCGCAGUAGCUGCAACCAGUUCGACUGUAUCCGUUGGUGUUGUUGGCAACUCUACCAUGACAUCGGUUUCAGCUAGUGACGCGCUCUCCACUGUCACAACGUCAACGCUGCCGUUUGUUGGCGCUGGCGGUGGUGGCUUUGCACGUUCCACACCUAAUUCCGAUGCCGCCGAACCACUUUCGUUGACACCAGCGGCUGCCGUAGCAGCUGCUGCAGCCGCAGCUGUGGCCGCUUCGACGGCUGGUGCCGGUGGCGGCAGUGGUGGCAUCAAUUCGGCGCGCAGCUCACCGCUGGCACUGAGCUCGAACACAAGCGUGAGUGGCAGCACAAGCGGUAUGGAUAUAAAACCGCUUGCGGCUGCCCUAUCGAACGGUAAUACGCCAACUAACGGCACUGUUAGUUGUCUGGCAGGACUGCCAGCCACAAGUCCACUUUACCGGCCAUCCGACUUUACUUCACCCUCGGCAGCAUCACCUUUCGUGGCUGCUGCUGCUGCGGCAGUAGCCGCUGGUCGCACACCAACUUAUCCCGGCUACUUUCCAGGCGUCGCUGGGCUGGGAAAUGUCGUACCCACGGAUCUCUCCAUGAAACCAUCGUCCACUAGCACGUGCGCCACACUCACCACCGGCCCCACCACCGUCAACACCAACAACAAUAUCGGCGUGAUGGGUGUUGGCGCACCAAAUCUCACCAGCCUUGUCGGCACCGGCGGACUCUCCGUCAACAACAACAAUGCACUUGUCACCGCCACACAGCAACUACAACAGCUGCAGCAACAACAGCAACAGCAGCAGCAGCAACAACAGCAACAACAACAGCAGCAGCAGCAACAACAGCAACAGCAAGCAAUCAUGGCAACUGGUCUGAAUGCCAACCAACUGGGCGGUGGUGGCACGUUGAACGACCCAAAUGCUGUUGCUACAGUACGUCCACCGCCACUGCUGGCGCACAAACUGAGUCCCAACGAAAUAACGGCAGCGCGCCAAGUAAUCUCGGCGUACCGGGAGAGCGCAGCUUUUCUGCUCCGCACCGCCGAUCAGGUGGAACAGUUACUCGUGCAACAGCAAUAA
Messenger RNA from Anastrepha obliqua, 2016 nucleotides. Its product is annotated as hormone receptor 4-like. The record is from RefSeq and is a predicted model, not a curated record. NCBI's taxonomy places the organism in Eukaryota, Metazoa, Arthropoda, Insecta, Diptera, Tephritidae. The transcript is spliced from 5 exons. Bases 1 to 2016 code for a protein of 671 amino acids.